Molecule: messenger RNA, 966 nt
Organism: Caenorhabditis elegans
Lineage: Eukaryota; Metazoa; Nematoda; Chromadorea; Rhabditida; Rhabditidae
Gene: fbxb-30
Product: F-box associated domain-containing protein
Exons: 2
Coding region: 8-934 (308 amino acids)
Source: RefSeq, marked reviewed
GAGCAACAUGGCUGCAAUUUCCUUUCCCUUACUCCAACUUCCAAACUUUGCACUUAACAAGACUCUGAAGCUGAUGUGCGUGGUACCUCACCUAUAUCUAUCAAUUAUUUCAAAGAAGGCAAAGCGAUGCAUCACAGCGGUCAAUGAGAAGCCGCUAUAUGUGCAUAUAAACAAAGCAUCUUCGAUUUCAUUACGGCUGACAACAAAAUCGUUUCAAAACUUUGAGUUCAUUAUUACACCUGGUCAAUCGGAUUUGGAAAUUCGCAAAUAUAUAACUACUAGGCCACUUUUCAAUUCAUAUCUGUCUACAAAUCAAUGUGUACUGGGAGUUACCGCAAAACAAUGGAUUGAGCUUAUUGCUCAAGUUUUUAUCCAAGAUAAAGGUGUUUUGCUGAAAUUGCAAAAUUCGAAUAAAUUCAACAUCAAAGAAAUUCAGUAUUAUACACGAGAACUGAAUAUUGUAAGACUGAAAAUUGAAUCUUCAGAACUUCAAGACACUCAACUUUCCAAAAUGUUCCCUAAAGUUGAAGAGUUGACAGUUACCAGGGACAAAAUUCCCAGCUCCAUUUUGAGUCGGAACUUCAAAAAGUUGCGAUUUGACGAUAUCAAAGUUUCACUCGACAAUAUUUUAAUAUCCAACUGCUCCAGUUUCCUAAUUUUCCUGCAAACUCUCCCCGACAAAGACUUAAACCGCUUCAUGAAGCUCUGGAUCAAAGAGUCGAAUCCUAACCUCAAAACAUUCGAAGUCUGUUUCCCGGACUAUGAACAAACUGGGCUCGAUGGAACCAUCCUUUUCAAGGGUAUCAGGUGUAUUGAUUCUAUUAAGCAUGGAGAAGUGACCCGGAAGAAGUUCAAGAGGCAUGAUGGGACGACGGCGCUGGUUUCGGUAUUUGCAAGCACUUCGUUUCAUUUUUGUAUGACUGUUGUUGGUUGAUGUUUUUUUUUUCAUUCAAUAAAUUUUCUAAC